Macadamia integrifolia is the source of this 1247-nucleotide messenger RNA. RefSeq names its product protein E6-like. Bases 58 to 942 code for a protein of 294 amino acids. The transcript has a single exon. The record is from RefSeq and is a predicted model, not a curated record. NCBI's taxonomy places the organism in Eukaryota, Viridiplantae, Streptophyta, Magnoliopsida, Proteales, Proteaceae.
GCUUCCCACUAGGCUCAAGGACAACUGAAACCAUAAUAUCCUCACUCUCUCUAAGCCAUGGCUUCCUCUGCUAAGUACCUUUCUUUCCUAUUCCUUCUCUUCCUUAUCUCCUCUCUUCAAAUUCAUGCUAGGGAUAGCCAAUUCUUUAGCAAGGUCACCCGUGAAGACAACAACACCAACAACAAGAACACCGCGGCCGGCGCAGCCAUCAAAGAGAAUGAACUUCCGGAGAGUGAAGAACCUACACAUACCCAAGACGACGAGCCAAGCUUCAGACCUCAGAAUCACAAAGGUUUUGGCCUCUAUGGUCAAGGCUCAGAGCAAUUCUCAACCAACUCCGUCAAUGAUGCUUACUUCACUCCUACCACAGAGCAGUACACACCUCAAAACUAUGAAGAGAAGAGCUUCAACAAAGGCUACUACCCUACCAACAACUACAACUACAAUGGCUAUGAGAACAAGCAACAAGGCAUGAGAGACACCAGCUUCAUGGACACAGCCUACAACAACAACAACAACAACAACAACAAUUACAACAACUACAACAACUAUAGGUAUGGGAGCAAGCAACAAGGCAUGAGGGACUCAAGGUAUGUGGACACUUCUUACCUCAACAACAACUAUGACAAUGGGAAUGAGAUGAAGAAACAAGGGAUGAGUGACACCAGGUUCUUGGAGAAUGGAAAGUACUUCUAUGAUGUCAACAAUGAGGAAGUCUACCAUGAUAGCUACCAUAAUCAAUAUGAAUCUCCCAAGGAAACCCACAAUGGGUAUGCUUCUGCCUCAUACAAAGAAGUUGAUCAGUCAAGGAACAGAUACAACAACUAUGGAGGCUACCAUGGUAACAAUGCAAACACUUACGAGUUCACCAACUCCAUGGAUAAUGGGUUCCAGAACCAGGGUGAGGAGUUCCAACAGAGCCAGGAGGAGUAUUUGCCAUAAACCACAGUCCAUCUUCAUCUAGAGUGCAAAGAGCAUUGAGACUUGAGUGAAGUUUUCACUCUAUUUUUCUUUUAUUAAAUCUGUUGUGUGGGUAAUUUUCAUUGUUCAAUUAUAAAUUAUGGUUUGGUUAUUAUGUCCUUUGAAAAAGAGAUAAUGGACAAAGUGAAAAGAAAUGUACUAUUGUUUUCUGCUGUAGUCAUUGUGAGUGCAGUGGUGUUUGGUUCUAGAAAUCAAAAGCAAGGAAGAGCUAUGGCCUAUGAAUUUGUACUUAUAGAUGGAAAGUGUAAUAAAUGUGUAUUACAAAA